AUGAAUGGUGAAAUCAAAUUAACCCCAGAGCAGAAAAAAUGUGCUGAACAUCCUUUAAAUCAAAAAAAUUUAGUGAUUAAUGCUGACCCCGGUACUGGCAAAACCGAAGUUUUGAAACAGCGAGUGCUUUUCAUUCAUGAAUUUUUAUUAAAAGCGGAGCAGGGAAACAAAGGAAUGAGUCGAUGGCAAAGAAAAGUAAUUUUAGUUUUGGCUUAUGGAAAAAACAUUGCCGCUGAAAUAAGGGCGAAAUUGAAUGCUCGCGGAUUAAAGUCUAGCGGCAUUAAUGAUUUGGUCAUUAAAAAACAGUUUCAAGAAGAAAGAAGAAUUCACGUGCUAACUGCUACUCAGCGGGUAGAAAAGAAGCAAGGUUUAAUCUCUCAUGAUGAGAAAAACCAGAAAGAGGAUGUUCCUUAUUGUCGUUAUGAAGUUAACUAUUCCUCUUUCUUAAAUCAAAUUUCUAAUUUGCUUCCGCCCGAAUCCAAACUCUUAGCCCUAUUAGAAUCUGCUUGUAAACAGGACAAGGCCAAAAAUGAUUUAAAAGUAGAAACUUUGCAUCUAAUUAUAAAAAUAUUUGGUAGUGAAAGAACUAAUUUUACCUUUGUGGGCGAUCCCAAACAAAAUAUUUUUGGUUUUGCCGGUGCCCAGGCUGAUAUUUUUAAGUUGCUUGAAGAUUAUUUUCCCUCUCAAACUCACAGCGUUAUUGCUACCAGUUUUCGCUUAACUCCUGAAAUAGCGGACUUUGCUAACCAUUUCAUCCAAAAAUUUAUGACUUAUCGGUCCUCAAUUCAGACCACUAAACCUAAAACAAACCAGAAGCCACAAAUAAUUGUGAUUGGCCAAGAGUUAGAUUAUCAAUUAAGUCUUCAAGACUUAAUUGACAUUAAGAUAGAGUUGGAAAAAAAUCCGGAAUUAAAAAACUCAAACUUGGCGAAGGACAAGAUUCGGAUGAAAAAACUCGAAAAACAUAUGAACACUAUUCUCUCUAUCAUCAAUAAAUUGGAUAAUCCUGCUACUUCUAAAGCCAUACUUUAUCGCCAAGGCGAAAUAACAAUUAAUGAUAUUAUUCGUCAAGUCAAGCAGCAUUUUAAAGGUUCGGCUUCUGAAAAAUUAAAAGAGCAUACUGCUAACCAAAAAGUAGAAAAAAAAGAACUAGAAACUAAUUCGACUAAUCUAGAAUUCUUUUCUUUGAGGAGUUUUCUAGCCAGUUGUAGAAUUUCUGAAAAUAGUAUCUUUCAGUUAGCGGAAAUAGUAAAAAAAAUUGACGAGAACUUGCCCCCUAAUCAACCUUUAACCCGAGACCAAAUUAACGAAUUUAUUUCCCGGUUAGAGGAAGUAAAAAAUCACCCCGGUAUUAUUCUUUCUACUAUUCACGGCAUGAAAGGUUUAGAAGCCGACUAUGUUUUUCUCAUUUUUUGUGACCAAAAGGUUUUACCCAAAAAAGAGAAAUUCUUGAAUGAUUGA
Molecule: messenger RNA, 1461 nt
Organism: Funneliformis geosporum
Lineage: Eukaryota; Fungi; Glomeromycota; Glomeromycetes; Glomerales; Glomeraceae
Source: the annotation of a GenBank genome assembly